AUGACCAUCGACGAUAUUCGUAAGCGAUACGAGGCUAGUGGUCAAGGCCACCUCCUAAAGUUUUGGGAAACGCUCUCUGAAGACGAUCAGGCCAAACUUUUGGCCCAGCUAGAUGCUCUUGACAUAGAACGUGUUAAUCGCAUCUACUCAAAGGCAAUCUCCUCCGAAACCGCAGAAGUCGAUCCUGCCGAUUCUAUAGAGCCUCUUCCAACAGGGGCUUCAGAGUCAGUUUCUGAUUUGAAGAAGAAUGCUGAAUGGCGUCAGACUGGAUUAGAGGCUAUUGCGCGAGGCGAGGUGGGGGUGCUUUUGAUGGCAGGCGGACAGGGAACGAGGCUUGGUAGUAGUGCUCCGAAGGGUUGCUACGACAUUGGACUCCCCUCCCACAAGUCGCUGUUCCAAUACCAGGCUGAGCGGAUUGCGCGCUUGCAGACACUGGCAGAGUUGGAAGCUAAGAGGCCCGUCGGCUCUGUAGUCAUUCCCUGGUAUAUCAUGACCAGUGGUCCAACACGUCGCGAGACAGAGGAUUAUUUCAAGAAAAAUUCUUACUUCGGCCUUGAUCCUAACAAUGUGAUACUUUUUGAACAAGGAACUCUGCCUUGCCUGACUAUGGACGGGAAGGUGAUACUCGAGACUCCUUCUCGGGUCGCCGUAGCACCGGAUGGAAAUGGCGGGCUUUAUGCCGCCACUCGGUCGCCGUUUUCGUCUGAGGACCCUACUCAAACGGUCCUGUCCGAUCUGGCCAAACGAAAGGUCCUUUACGUUCAUGCGUACUGCGUGGACAAUUGCCUCGUACGAGUCGCAGAUCCCGUCUUCCUUGGUUACAGCAUUCAGAAACAAGCUGACUGUGCUGCAAAAGUAGUUCCAAAAACUCACCCUGCGGAGUCCGUCGGCGUCGUCGCUCGUCGCGGGACCAAAUACAGUGUCGUGGAAUACUCUGAGAUUUCGAGAGAGCAGGCAGAGCGACGUGAUUCUUCUGGUGAAUUGACCUUCCGGGCCGCCAACAUUGCAAAUCACUUUUACACCACCGCCUAUCUGAACGAAGUAGAGACAUUCGAAGACGAACUCGCUUUUCAUAUUGCACGCAAGAAGAUUCCCUAUGUCGACCUAGAGAGUGGCGAGUCAGUGAAACCAACAAAACCAAACGGAAUGAAGUUGGAAAGAUUUGUUUUCGAUGUCUUCCCAUUCACGAAGCGGUUUGCCGUGUUGGAGGUUGAAAGGAGCGAGGAAUUCAGUCCUUUAAAGAACGCCUCAGGGACAGGAUCAGAUGAUCCCGAGACAAGUCGUCGGGACCUCCUUGCACAACAAAAAAGAUUCUUGGAGGCAGCUGGGGCAAAGGUGGAAGAAGGCGUUGAGAUUGAAAUCUCGCCUCUCGUGAGCUAUGCAGGCGAAGGGUUGGAAAGCGUGAAAGGAAAGACUUUUACAAGGUCAGGAACGGUAUCGCAGGUGGAAGAAUUGGACGCUUUAGCAUGAACAGAGUACACAUACGCGGGAAGGCAAAUAUGCCAUGGAACAUCUUAAUCGAUACCCAUAGACAUUUUCGAACGGACUUUGGCAUCUCACGUUGUGUUGGUUUUGUAGGGACCUUGAAGGUUUUUUUUGUGAUGCAAAUUUUGAUAUCCGUGCUGAG
Laccaria bicolor S238N-H82 is the source of this 1627-nucleotide messenger RNA. RefSeq lists its product as uncharacterized. Gene Ontology annotation, molecular function: UDP-N-acetylglucosamine diphosphorylase activity. The record is from RefSeq and is a predicted model, not a curated record. The transcript has 2 exons. Gene Ontology annotation, biological process: UDP-N-acetylglucosamine biosynthetic process. NCBI's taxonomy places the organism in Eukaryota, Fungi, Basidiomycota, Agaricomycetes, Agaricales, Hydnangiaceae. The coding region runs from base 1 to 1470 and encodes 489 amino acids.